AAAUUGGUGUCCAAACGGCUGUCCGCGUGUGUGAACAUAGUUCCCGGCAUUACAUCCAUAUAUCGAUGGAAAGGCAGCGUUGAGACGGAAUCGGAGGUAUUGAUGAUCAUUAAGACGAGAACCGAUCGCAUCCCAGACGUGACCCGAGAGGUGAAGGCCAGCCAUCCGUACGAAGUGUUUGAAUUGGUUUCAGUGCCCAUACAGACAGGAAAUCCUGAUUACUUGAAGUGGUUGUCGGAAUCGGUGGACAGGAAGCCGAUUAUCGCAGAUGAAGAUGUGGCGCCGAUUGUCAUUACGACUGUCAUUACGGCGGGCAUUGUUAUAUGUGUCGGCAUUUAUACUCUAUUCACACGAUAAGUGUUGCAUUCAAUUGAUAUUCAAUUUUGUGUUUUUUGAAUCAAAUAAAUGUUUUGAUCAUUAAAUGGUUUAUAC
Oppiella nova is the source of this 432-nucleotide messenger RNA. NCBI's taxonomy places the organism in Eukaryota, Metazoa, Arthropoda, Arachnida, Sarcoptiformes, Oppiidae. The record is from the annotation of a GenBank genome assembly.